GCCAUUGUUGCUUUGAUGAAAAUUCUUCUGCUUAUAUAUACACGAUCAUCAACAUGCAUAAAAGCAUCAUCUAUAUUGAGGUAUUAUUGGAAUUGAAAUAGAUAGUAGUAGUGUUUGCUUCUGGUGAUCAAAUAAGAUAAGUUAGCAGCGAGCUGAGCAUGACGGAAACGGUGAUUAAUAAUUCUCUGGUUGUGAUCAGCCCGGAAUACUGUGUCCCUCAUCAUCUUCAAAUCUCAGUCAAGAUGGCUGGCCAGGGAUAUGAAGUUAAAGACGCCGCCAAUGACAAAAUCCUCUUCAAAGUCGAAAACAUCUCCACUUUCUUCCACACCAAGCUCGUCGUCUUUGAUCCCGCCGGCAACUCCAUCCUCACUCUCCGACGAAAGGCAUUUACAUGGCGAACGAGAUGGGAAGUUUACAGAGGAGAAAGCGAGGAGGAGAAAGACAUGAUCUUCAGCGCAAGAACAUCUUCGGUGUUCCAGAUCAGAACAAACCUAGACGUGUUCUUAGCCGGCAACACUACAUCGGAACAAAUGUGCGAUUAUAAGAUGAAGACAAGCUUCACGCAGUGGACAUGCGAUAUCUAUGUUGGACCAUCUUGUUCUACCUUAAUUGCUCAGAUGCAGGAGAAAGUGAGUAUGUGGAGUAUAUUAUUUGGGGGAGAGGACAAUUUGAUGGUGACGCUGCAGCCAAACGUGGACCAAGCCUUCAUUGUUGCUCUUAUAGUAAUUCUCCAAGAGAUCGUCCACCCAAGAAGAGGAAAUCAAAGUUCUCAUCACAUCGCCGCCGCUCAUCACCACGCCGCUCCUGAUCACUACACUGCUCAUCACCACGCCGCUCAUCAUCACCACACUGCUCAUCAUCACCACGCCGCUCAUCACCAUUAAUUGCACAUGAAAUUUUAGUUUUAACCAUUUUGUGGGGGUGUGCGUAUUAUUUAUUGUUCUUGAAAUGUUUCAUGGUCUAUUUACUUAGCUUGUAAAUUAUAUUGGGCUUGUUUCGUUAUCAGGGGUUAGUGGUUAGCGGUAGUGGGUUGUGUUAGCGGUUAUUAAAUAGCGGAUUGUAUUAGCGGGUUUAACCAGCGGAAUGUAUUAGUGGUUUGUAAAAAGAUGUUUAAUAAAAUUAACUGUAUUAACUGUUU
Ipomoea triloba (trilobed morning glory) is the source of this 1138-nucleotide messenger RNA. Its product is annotated as protein LURP-one-related 15-like. The transcript has 2 exons. The record is from RefSeq and is a predicted model, not a curated record. Lineage: Eukaryota; Viridiplantae; Streptophyta; Magnoliopsida; Solanales; Convolvulaceae. The coding region runs from base 159 to 884 and encodes 241 amino acids.